Molecule: messenger RNA, 4678 nt
Organism: Schistocerca serialis cubense
Lineage: Eukaryota; Metazoa; Arthropoda; Insecta; Orthoptera; Acrididae
Product: chondroitin sulfate N-acetylgalactosaminyltransferase 2-like
Exons: 8
Coding region: 1-1620 (539 amino acids)
Cellular component (GO): Golgi cisterna membrane
Molecular function (GO): glucuronosyl-N-acetylgalactosaminyl-proteoglycan 4-beta-N-acetylgalactosaminyltransferase activity
Source: RefSeq, a predicted model, not a curated record
AUGGAGGUGUCACCAGCCAACUGCCGCCAGUCGCACCACAUGGGCCCCGCCACAUCCACCGCCACCGCCACAGCCAGCUCAACAUGUUGGAGACAGCUCCAGAGGUGCCCCCCAGUUACUGCUUUGCCACUUUAUCUGAGAGCUGCUGCCAGCAGCCACCUCCUGGGAGAUGAAGUAUGGAAUGACGUUAAUAGCGUGAUGAGGAUGGAAGGUAACGUGGCGCCAGCAGCUGCCCCUGCGGCUGCCACCCCCAGCAACUCGUCCGGCCGGCCGGCGGCCGCGUCGCCGCGCUCUGCAGAGGCCGUCCUCGGCCUCCAGACGCUGCCUCCAGCUCCAGCGGACGGCCUGUCCGGAGAGGAGUGCGCGCGCCACGUGCGCCAGCGGCUGGCGGCGGCCGAACUGCUGGACAGGGGGCGUCCGCUGGCCAGCGAGUUCGAGCUGGUCGCCUUCUCGCACUUCACGCUGAGCCGCGUCUACCCCGUCGAGCUGGCGCUCGGAAAGCGCGUCGUCGAGAAGCCCAUCGGCUUCCGCCGCAGGGACCUGCUGGAGGCGCUCAACAAGGCGCUGGAGACGCUCAACAGCAGCAGCUCGGGCGGCGGCGGCGGCCGGCGCUACUCGCUGGAGGACUUCUCGGAGGGCGUGUACCGCACCGAGCCGACCACGGGCACGCAGUACGAGCUGUACUUCCGCGCGGGGCGGCCGGGCGCGGCCCGCGUGUCGCUGGCGCGGCCGUUCGCGCCCCUGCAGGCGCUCGCCGUGGAGCCGGUGCCGGCGGCGGGCCGCGACAAGCCCGUGGUGCACGUGCUGCUGCCGCUGGCCGGACGCACCGCCGCCUUCCGCGCCUUCAUCGACAAGUUCGUCCGCAUCGCUCUCCGCAACGACCGCAGGGUGCAGCUGACGGUGGUGUACUUCGGCGAGGAGGGCCUGGCGGAGGCGCGCGCCGCCAUGUCCCGGGCGCAGCCGCUGCGGUUGCUGGCGCUCAACGAGUCCUUCUCCCGCGGCCGCGGCCUGCGGGUGGCCGCCGAGCGCGCCGCCCCCGGCCGCCGCGACGCGCUGCUCUUCAUGUGCGACGUCGACGUCGUCUUCAGCGCCCGGUUCCUCGACCGCUGCCGCUGGAACGCCCGGCCGGGGAAGAAGGUGUACUACCCGAUCGUGUUCAGCCUGUACAACCCGCACGUGGUGUACACCCUGCAGGGCCGGCCGCUGCCCCCGGAGGCGGAGCAGCUCGUCAUCUCCAGAGACACCGGCUUCUGGAGGGACUUUGGCUUCGGCAUGACCUGCCAGUACAGGUCUGACUUCCUGAAGGUGGGCGGCUUCGCGGAGGACGUGGUGGGUUGGGGCGGCGAAGACGUCUCUCUGUACCGCAAGUACGUCCGCUCCAGCCUCAAGGUGGUGCGAGCCACCGACCCAGGCAUCUUCCACCUCUGGCACCCCAAGGAGUGCGGCCGGCGGCUGCCCGCGGACCAGUACCGCGCCUGCCUGCGCUCGCGCGCCCUCAGCGAGGCGUCGCACGCCCAGCUCGGCUUCCUCGCCUUCCGGGACGAGCUGACCCCCGCCCUCGGCGGAGUCGGAAACGUCAGCAGCGGCAGCCACAGCGGGCAGCCCGCCAGGAGGGCGUGACGUCAGCACAGGCGCACAGCGGGCCCAGCCGGGGCGGGUGGGAGCCAGCCCAGCUGCAAGAGUGGUAGGGUGUGGAGGCGAGCGUGAGGAAGGUCGGGCAGUGGGUCUGGGGAAAGCUUGAGGACAAACGAGUGUGCACUGGGCCAAAGACCACUCAAAGAAACCGAGCAACUGAACGUGAUACUCAUUCGUAGGAUUCUGUGGCCAAUUUCACCUGCAAAUCCACCUGAGCAUUACACCUUAUUGCACUAUAAAAUGAAAUAAAAAUAUGGAAGCGUGUUUUGGACAUCUUUUGGGUCAUCUCCACUGCAUCUAGAGUGCUGGUUCCUGAACAAUUAAUGAUAUCUCAGCCCAGUUCUCAUAUGGCAGUCAGUUGGAGUGUGUAUCAAGUCAAAGAAGAUAGAUAGACUGAUUUAAUUCUACCAGACAAAUAUCAAUGAUUGGCAGAGGACAGAGAAGAAGCUGAGUGUUGGCAUUCAAGAAAUGAUGCUGCAUUCCCGCCGGCUGACACGUUUUUCUGCUAGUAUGAUGGAAGUUUAUUGUUUCAAGAUAACAUUUACGUAAAACUUAUAUUUGCCUAUACAACAGAGAUGACUGAGAUGGUUCAUCAAACCUUCCACGUUGGUAUUGGCUGUCUUUGCUAUAACAUGCUUUACAAGUAACAGUAAGGCAAAAUGUCAGGUAUCAUACCACUAAACACCAUUCCUGUCUCUUGAUUCUGUACCAAUUAGCCAUGAGAACGUGAGAACUACUAAUGCGGUUGAAGAAGGACUCAGGCCAUGGCAUUAUAACCUGGCAAGAGGGAACAAGUGUAGUAUGUAGUCCGACGAGAGCAAGAAAGCGACAAAACUGGCACCUUCACUAUUAUGCACCUGUCUCUGGUUACAACAAAUCUCUUACCUGUUGCAUGCACCUGUCACUGCUUAUGACAAAUCUCUUACCUGCUGCAAUACAGACACACUAUUCCCAAACUAAUGGUUGACUUGAACAGAAGCAGUGAGUUGAAAUGUAAGUAUCCAUUUAGGAGUACUGCUUAUUCUCUUAAGGCACUACACACAUAUACGUGACUCACAUGCUCCUUUUUAUAAUAAAGAGUAUAGCAAAUGUUUCACAUUUUGUUGUAACAAUAAUACAAUAAAGAGUGUGAACUACAAAUCGCUUCUAUGAAGCACCUACAGUCACAAGACCCGUUGAAGAAAUGACAACACUUAAGGAUAUUAUGUACUUGGAAAAAGUUGCCAAAUGAAGGAUAUUUCUCUAGCAAAGAUUACAGUAUAUGUAUACCAAUGCUAUUCUCCCAUAUUAAAAUAGUGGAUCACUGAGCUAAUAAGUAAUAAUACGGAGAGGGAGGGGGGAUGCAAGAAGACACGAUGAAACAGAAAACAAAUUUUAGGUUAAAGGACUGUUAAUCAACAGUAGUCAAAAUUUAUAUACUUCUUAAUGCUUGUCCAAUCCUCAGUAGGACUGAGUUACCCAGACAUGGCACAUUUAGCAACUUCUUGUCUCUUUUGACACCAGUUUCCAGAAUUUUCCGUUAUUUACCUCCUGCCUAAAUCGGUAGAAAUGUUGCACCAGUGAGUCAUUAACUUCCAUGCUAUACUGAAUGCUCUAAUCCUGUAAUUUAUUCCAGUCGCUCAAUCAUGCUGUAUGAGGUCAAUUACAAAAUCACCUAUAGAGUGCACUGAUUGUUCUGUAUUAUCUGUGAAUACAAGUAGAACUCACAGUAAAGAAAGAACAGACAGAACAAUUCCAUGCUCUAAGUAAAGAACUAGCACAAGUUCUACAUAGCUUCAUUGCAUCCUUCGUUCCCACUCUUCUUCACAUUUCAGAAGUUCACUUUUGAGGUAUAUGCAGUAGUCUCGUUUGCUUUAUUUUCUUAUUUUACCCAGAAACAGCUAUUCCCAACGUAGAGUCAUUUCUCCUCCAACGUUAGUUAUGCCAUUUUUGAAAAUUUCUCAAUAUUAAACAUACCUCAGAAAUCAAUAUUAACGGUACCACAAACAUAUAAUUAGCCCCAGCGGUCCAAAACUUCCACCAUCUUCGUGUCUUCUGUGUUCAUUGCCAAUGCAGAUGUUAUUCUUCAUCAGAUUCAAGCAUUUUAUUCACUGUAACAUUUUAUGGGACAAUUUAGCUCUAAGUCGGCAAAAUUAACUAUCUUAUUUCAACUGUAGCUCUUACUGGUUUUUCUCUCUCUUUCUGCCUCUGUCUUCUUUGAUUUUUGCUUUAAUGUUACGCAUUCUCUUCUUUCUUCAGUCGAUUUAGACGUUUAACGCUAUGGAAUUAAUAUUAAUCAUUCUGCGAGAAGUGUGUGUUGGAUCUUCUUACAAGUAAAAGUACAGCUCUCACAGAUCAAGCUCGUUUUGGUUGUGUGAAGGACAUUACCGAAUAAACUUUGACUGGAUUUGCAGGAUUUACAAAGAAAUUAAUCUGCAUAUUGGACAUAUUUCUAUCAUUAAUCUAAGAUGAAAAAGAAAAGGGCUAUCUAUGUACAGGGACAGUGUUAAAAGAUAAUUUACUAUCAAAUUGCUAUGAUAUAUUUCACUGAUGAACAUUACACUAUAAUGUUCACAUGGCCGUUAUAUGCUAGUGAAAUUAUUAUGUCACCUACAUCUAUUUUCAUAACACAACAAUCCGUGAAGCACACAAAUUUUAUUCUCUGCAACAAUCCCUUUGACAUUAUAAGAAGCAAAUAGUAAGGUUAGUGACAGUUACCACUGUAAUUCUGGAAUGUGUAGACCACCAACAAACCACAAAUGAAUAUGAUUUGUCAUAUUUGGGAAGACUAUGAGACUAACAAUAAAUCAAAUAUGUAUGAAGUAGUGGACAAUCAUGUAAUAUUUACAGCCGUGAUGUACAAAGUCCCAAAGCUGUUUGCAAACAUCAGUGUCACAUGGACAAUAAUUAGUAUGAUGAUCAGGUCUAUGACACAUUGAAAUUUUCUGGUUUAUGGUUUUUGAAGAGCACAGUCAACAGACAGAGGUAGGUUAGAUGCAGCCAAAGGUUUUGUAACUGUACAAAAAUGUGCAUUAAACGUUGAUGAUUGUAAUAUUUUAGUAAU